Messenger RNA from Ilex paraguariensis (yerba mate), 1851 nucleotides. NCBI's taxonomy places the organism in Eukaryota, Viridiplantae, Streptophyta, Magnoliopsida, Aquifoliales, Aquifoliaceae. The record is from the annotation of a GenBank genome assembly.
AUUUUAUCUUUGUUUUGAUCAAGUUUGGUAAAGAGCAGUUUUCAUGUGGGGAUGACCAAGUCAAAGGUGAAACUGGCGUGAAAACGUAGACCUGACAGAGGAGAGGGUGAGAAAAUGGAGACGACCAUUGCUGCCCUAAAUCAAGCUCUGUUUCCCUCUAAUGCUCGACCCUUUUCCAGUAAUUUUAGCACUGGUUCAGUUUCGGCUGUUGGGUUUUCUCUACCAUGCGUUCAAUCUCCAUCCCCAAUAAUCGCAGCAGAUAUGUGGCUACUAGAGCUUCAAUUGCGGUGGAACAACAGACGCAGGCUAAGGUUGCUCUUAUCAGAAUUGGCACCAGAGGGAGCCCAUUAGCCCUGGCCCAAGCUUAUGAGACACGAGAAAAGCUCAUGGCGACACACACAGAGUUGGCUGAAGAAGGGACUAUUCAAAUUGUUGUAAUAAAAACUACAGGUGAUAAAAUAUUAAGUCAACCACUUGCAGACAUAGGUGGAAAAGGCUUGUUCACAAAAGAAAUAGAUGAGGCACUCAUAAAUGGUGAAAUUGACAUCGCUGUCCACUCAAUGAAAGAUGUUCCAACAUAUUUGCCAGAGAAAACAAUUUUGCCUUGCAAUCUUGAACGUGAGGAUGUUCGUGAUGCAUUCAUUUCUUUGAGUGCCACUUCACUAGCAGAGCUUCCGGUGGGAGGCAUCGUGGGUACUGCUUCACUUAGAAGAAAGUCACAAAUACUCCAUAGAUAUCCAUCACUCAACGUUCUGGAGAAUUUUCGAGGCAAUGUUCAGACAAGGUUAAGAAAACUUAAUGAAGGGGUUGUCCAAGCAACAUUAUUGGCAUUAGCUGGACUCAAACGCCUAAAUAUGACAGAAAACGUUACUUCCAUUCUCUCUAUUGAUGAUAUGCUUCCAGCUGUUGCUCAGGGGGCAAUUGGAAUUGCCUGUAGAAGUGAUGAUGAGAAAAUGGUACAUCUCAUUUUGUUCUCCCAGAACUUUGUUACAAAGAAUUUUUCAAAUAUGUUUUUGCGGUUAAAUCCAGUUCCCUCUGAUAUUGAGUACUUCAUAAUGUUUCGCUGCAUUUUUGCUAAUUACCUCGCUUCAUUAAAUCAUGAGGAAACAAGAUUGGCAAUUGCAUCUGAGAGGGCUUUUCUGGAGACGCUGGAUGGAUCUUGUCGCACUCCCAUUGCUGGAUAUGCUUGUCGAGACAAGGAUGGAGAUUGUGCUUUUAAAGGGUUGGUGGCCUCCCCAGACGGAAUCCAAGUGCUUGAAACUUCUAGAAAGGGCCCAUAUGCUCUUGAAGACAUGAUACUUAUGGGGAAGGAUGCUGGCAAGGAACUUCUCUUGCGAGCUGGUCCAGGACUUUUUGAGAGUUGUUGAUACAAAUUUCAUCUUCCAUAGAGAGGAAGAUCCAAGUUUCAUCUUCCACUCGGUUAGAUUCCAAUGAGUUCGUUCAUCCUUCUGUUCUUGUAACUUUGGUGGAAAUUGUUUUCUGAUUAGUUUUUCACUAGAAUAGUGUUAUAUCAGUCACGAAGGGUUUUGAUCAUAAUCAUUCUUUUAAUGAGUAAUUUAUGUCUCUCUUUUGCUCUCUGUGUGUGUUGUACGUGUUGGGGGUGAAGUGGCAUGAAUCCACUAACCUGAACAUGGAGAUUGUAUUUCCAAAAAAAACAUGGAGAUUGACUUGGUAGAAUGGCUACAAUGUCCAUGGUUAGCAUUAGCUUUGAUUCUUUGACAGGUUCAGAAACAUCUAGCAGUAAAAGUUGCAGGCCUUCAUGAAACAAACAAUGUGCUUGAAUAUUAUGUAGCGUAUGGCCAGCAAAGUUUGCCAAAAGUUUAUUGAACCCAGAUAAUUCCAAAGAAGUCG